Marmota monax (woodchuck) is the source of this 4894-nucleotide messenger RNA. It is a transcript of the gene Pomk, whose product is annotated as protein O-mannose kinase. Gene Ontology annotation, cellular component: endoplasmic reticulum membrane. The record is from RefSeq and is a predicted model, not a curated record. The transcript has 6 exons. Gene Ontology annotation, biological process: carbohydrate phosphorylation; protein phosphorylation; protein O-linked glycosylation. NCBI's taxonomy places the organism in Eukaryota, Metazoa, Chordata, Mammalia, Rodentia, Sciuridae. Gene Ontology annotation, molecular function: ATP binding; carbohydrate kinase activity; protein kinase activity. The coding region runs from base 578 to 1630 and encodes 350 amino acids.
GAGGGCGAGAGGCGCUGCGUUCUGCUGGCGUGAGUCCCCGGAAAGUCGGGAAGGAGGUUCUGUUUUGUGCCGGGCCCGCACCUGGCUGGCCAGCGCCUCGGGCCCAGGCUCCGUGUGGACGGGGCCGGACUCAUACAGCCUCGGGCCGCCCGCUCCGAGGUGUGCCUCACCUGCUGGGCUGUACCGGCCCGCAUCGCCUCACACCCCGCUGCUGAAGGCCGGAGGACUCCGCCCGUGACAGGCAGACAUCAGUCCUUCCAUCUGGCGCUUGUUAUGUACAGGUUCGUUGCUGCCAGAGCUGUGUGAAGAAAAGAUCCUAUCUGCUGUGUGGAGAAUGGAUUGGAAAAGAGAAAGAAGGGGGAGACCAUGCAGGAAACUCUUGCAGAAGUUCAGAUCCUGAAGGUGAUAUGAGGGAUGGACCAGAGAGAAAGAUGUGGGCCUGGAAGCUUUAUGAGAAAGAGGACUUUCAAACCAGUCCCUGAGACCAACCAGAACACUGUUUGACACAGACAACUGGAUGGAGACCUAGCUGGGAGAAGGAAGAUGCUCCUGGAAGGAACUGAUACAGGAUAACAACAUGGAAAGGAAAGCCCAGGAGAGCAAGAAAGGACUGACCCACAGAGAAGUCCCUCGUGUUGUUGGGCUGCUGCUCGCCAUGGCCCUUAUGAAUGUGGUCCUUUACCUCUGCUUCGACCGAUUUUUCAUAUCCCCUCAACAUUCCACCAAGGACCCUAGAUCUUGUCCAUAUGGUUACUUCAAAAUGGGGCAGAUGAAAAACUGUUCACCCUGGCUGUCCUGUGAGGAGCUGAGGACAGAAGUGAGACAGUUGAAGCGUGUUGGGGAAGGAGCCGUGAAGAGAGUCUUUCUGUCUGAGUGGAAGGAACGCAAAGUUGCGCUCUCACGGCUCACCAGUCUGGAAAUGAGAGAUGAUUUCCUCUGUGGACUACAGAUGCUGAAAUCUCUACAAAGCAAACACAUUGUCACACUGCUUGGCUACUGUGAGGAAGACAACACUAUUCUUACUGAAUAUCACCCCUUAGGUUCCUUGAGCAACCUGGAAGAAACACUAAACCUUUCAAAGUACCAAAAUGUGAAUACAUGGCAGCACAGGCUGCAGCUGGCCAUGGAUUAUGUUGGUGUCAUUAACUACCUGCACCACAGCCCCCUGGGCACGCUGGUCAUGUGUGACUCUAAUGACCUGCCCAAGACACUAUCUCAGUAUCUGCUAACAAGUAACUUCAGCAUUGUGGCAAAUGAUUUAGAUGCCUUACCCCUGGUGAACCACAGCUCUGGGACAUUUGUGAAAUGUGGCCACAGGGAGCUUCAUGGGGAUUUUAUAGCUCCUGAGCAAUUAUGGCCUUAUGGAGAGGACAUACCUUUUCAUGAUGAUCUCAUGCCCUCAUAUGAUGAGAAGAUUGAUAUCUGGAAGAUUCCAGAUGUUUCCAGUUUCCUUUUGGGGCACGUUGAGGGUAGUGAUAUGGUUCGAUUCCAUUUGUUUGAUAUUCAUAAGGCCUGUAAGAGCCAGAAUCCUGCAGAAAGACCCACUGCUCAGGAUAUUCUGGAUACUUAUCAAAAGGUUUUGAAUUUACUCAGAGAUACUGUGAUGUCUCAGACAAGAGAAAUGUUAUAAAAAUCAGUGCAGCCAUUGAAGGGUGGGGUUUGAGGACCGAAUGGAAGUUAUAGCAGUUCUACUCUGAUGAUGGUUUUUUGUGUAAGCCCUAUGGUUUUUUUUGUUUGUUUGUUUGUUUGUUUUUUUAUUCAGCUAUGUGGCUUUUUUUCUAUAUCCACUUGGCCUUUUGGGGGGUGGGGGGGCGGUUUGGUCAUUUUUUCUGUGGUACCUGGGAAUGAACCCAUGGCCUCACACAUGGUAGGCAAGCACUCUACCACUGAGCUACAUCCCCAGCUCUUUUUAGUUUUUGAGACAGGGUCUCAGUUAAUUGCUGAGGCUGGCCUUGAACUUGAGAUCCUCCUGCCUCCGCCUCUGGAGUAGCUGGAAUUAGAGGUGUGCACAUCAGUGCCUGGCUUCAUCUGCACAUUUGAGUGUGUUCUACCUCUCCUGCCAACUGGAUGGAGGUUUUAAUUAAGAGCAAACUGGGUCUGAUUUAAAGCUGGCUUCAUCUUUCUGAGGCCAUUUGCUUCCUGGCUGAGAUGCAGAAAAAUAGUGAUCUACUCAUAUUUGAAGGAAGUAAUAAAAGUGUAGCUAUAAAGAGGUUCUGUUGCCCCUAAUAACUGAAUUUAUGAGCUUAUGAGAAAUAUAUAGGCAGAUGAUUUUUAACUGGCAGUAUAUGCAAAAGACAGUGAUUCUUCAAAUAAUGGUUUCUCUAUAUAGUUUAAAAAAUGGUAUUGAAGAAAAAAUGUUUAUAGCGGCACAAUUCACAAUAUCUAAAUUAUGGAAUCAACCCAGAUGCCCAUCAAUAGAUGAAUGGAUUAAGAAAUUAUGGUAUAUAUGUAUAUACAAUGGAGUUCUACUCAGCCAUUAAAAAAAUGUAAUUAUGGCAUUUGCCAGUAAAUGGAUGGAAAUGGAGAAUAUCAUGCUAAGUUAACUAGCCAAACUCAGAAACUUAAGGUCAAAUGUUUUCUUUCAUUUAUGGAAUCUAGAGUAAAAUAAAGGAAAGGGGAGGGAAGGAUAAGAGUACAUAAAGAACCAGUCAAAUACAAAUUAAUAGAUGAGUGAAAGGAAGUCCAGUAGAAGGAGAAGGGAAGAGGGUAGGGAAAAGGGGAAGAGAAAAGGAAGGAUCAUGAACUGAAAUCAAUUUCCAUGAUGUAUGAGUUUGUCAGGUCUUUAUAGUUAUACUAUGUAUAGCCAUAAAGCUCUAACUUUAAAAAAAAAAAAAAAAAGAAAAGAAUUUAAAAAUGGCAUUGAGGGUUAGGGGGUAUAGCUCAGUGGCGGAGCACAUGCCUAGCAUUUGUGAAGUCCUGGGGUUGAUCCCCAGCACCAAAAAAAAAAAAAAAAAAAAAAAAAGAUUUAACAUAUGGGGUAUCCAGAGUGUUUGUGGUCUGUUCACAUGGCAUUAAUGUGAAUCAUUUAAAUCACUGAUUUAAAUGAUUUCUCUAUGAAGCUUCUUGUGUUACCCCUUUCCAAUGAGAUUUUGUUUGUUUGUGUUUUCGUACCAGGGAUUGAAUACAGCUUAACCACUGACCACAUCUCCAACCUUUUUUUUUUUUUUUAAUAUUUUAUUUUGAGACAGGGUCUUGCUAAGUUACUUAGGGCCUCACCAAGUAGCUGAGGCUGAUUUUGAACUCAAGAUCCUCCUGCCUCAGCCUCCUGAGCCCCUGGAAUUACAGUUGUGUGCCACUGCACCUGGCUCCAAUGAGUUUUUUAAAAAAGAACUGUUACAGCAUACUCUUUGUAAUUUGGAAUGGAUAAAAAUAUUUAGAAAAGAAAAUUGAGGCAAACAAUAGCUAUGUUACUGGGCUUUAGAAGGUGCUUUGAAGUUCCUAUUUAUUGGGUUUUCCACGUCCAAAAUUUGUGGUGAGCAUUUUACAUCAGCAAGUGUUCCUCAUUACCGCACAGUAUCAAGCCAUCCCACUUGGGUUGCAUGGCUGAAUCCUUCAAAAAGUUCUUUCCUAUGACACUGUCAGCCUCAUUUGCAGGGGUUGAGGAUUUGGUGUGUAUUAAUGAUCACUAACAAGAUGGCUAAAGCUGGUGUUCAGAAUCGUAGAUGUUCUGCAUUGGACUCUGCCUUUGCCUGACUCAAGCAGGCAUCAGAAUCACUGGAAGGCACAAGCUGGGUCCCCAUAGCUUCUGACUCAUUGGGUUUGAGCAUUCAUAACUGGUUCCCAGUAAAGCACAUGGUGCUGGUCUGGGGACUACAUUUUGAGAAGCCCUACCCUGAGCUGUCAGGGAGGCACCACAGAGUAGGAUAGCAGUAUUAUCAACAUUGUUCCCUAUUGCUGGUGGAGUGGCCUGUGCUUGGUGAGAGAAUAUGCUUGCCCACAUUCUCUGAUGUCACUCUGAAGCUCAGUGGGCACUCCCUUCACCCUGGAUUUAUUUUGUUACAAUAACUCCACUGUUGGGAUAAUAUCAAGUAUUGGUGAGGAUAUGAAGAAACUAGAGUCCUCAUAAUGUUGCUCAUGGGACAAGAGCAUGGUACAGGAUCUUGGGCAAAUAGUCUAGUAGUUCCACAAAAAGUUUAAAAUAAAGUUACCACAUGACCCAGCAAUUCUCUUAAGUGUAUACCCAAGAGAUAUAUACAUCCACACAAAAGGCACAUGUCAACAUUGUCCAUACAUAUUCAUAGUGCAAUUAUUCACACUAGAUAAAAGGUAAUAAAAACCCAAAUGUCCAUUAGUCAAUGAAUAAACAAAAUAUAGUAUAUCCAUACAAUGGAUUAUUAUUCAGCCUUAAUGAAGUUCUGGGCAUGGUGGCACAUUCCUAUACUUCUAGCUACUUGGGACUGAGGCAGGAGAAUUGCAAAUGUAAGGUCAGCUUGGUAAAUUAGUGAAACAUUGUCUCAAAAUUUUAAAAUCUAAGAAAGGUCUGGUGAUAUAACUGAGUGGUACAGUGCCCCUGGGUUCAAUCCCCAGUACUACAAAACAAAAACAAAAGGAAUGAAGUUCUAAUGCAUGCUAUAAUAUGGAUGGACCUUGAAAACAUACUAAGUGAAGGAAGUUACUCACAAAAGACUGCCUGUCAUGAUUCUAUUUAUAUGAAAUGUCCAAAAUAGGAAAAUCCAUAGAAACAGUAUUUGCUAGAGGGUAGUAGGGAGUUGGGGUGGAAGAAUGACUUAUACCAGGUACAGAGUUUUUUGGUAGUGAUGAAAAUGCUCUGAAAUUACAUAGUAGUGAUGUUUGUACAACUCUGAAUAUAUGAAGUACCACUGAAUUGUUUUUUAAGAAAGGACAAAUUUUAUGGUAUGUGAAUUAUGUCUCAAUAAAACUUAUUUUAAAAAUA